CUUCGGUAUGGGUGGCACAGGCGGGAUGCAGAUGAACGCCGCACAGAUGCAACAUCAACAGCUGAUUCGUUCACAAAGCGGAGGUAUCGGUGGUUCCGGUAUGGCUAACAGCACUCAAAUGCAGCAGCUACUAUCGCAGCAACACCAGCAACAGACAUUAGCCAUGCAGCAGAGUAAUAAUCAGAUGUCACUGCAGAUGCAAAUGUCGCAAUCCUCAUCAGUCAACUCUGUCAGCAGUACCGGAACCGGUUCCCCUCUGCACCCGCACCAGCAGUACGGCGCCGGCAGUCCAGGAGUGCGCAGCCUGCCGCAACAACAACAACAGCAACACUCGCAACCACCGGCAACCACCACGGAUCCGUCCGUAGCCGCUGCGGACUUUAGCCUCGAAUUUCUGGAGAAUCUUCCGACCGGAGACACGUCGAACUUCAGCGCUCAGGAGCUGCUGAAUUCCCUCGACUCAACGGCGGGCUUCAACCUCGAUAUUCUGUAAGACCACGCGUAUCGCGGUCUAUUCGGGAAAUCGAACGUUGUCGGGGUCGGUUGCAAACUCGAUCGCGACGCGAACGCGCCACAUCGAUCACCCUGUCGAAGCACGCGUUACGAUUUCUGCGACGGUUUCACCGCCGCUAGUAAAUCCACUUUCUGAGUCGCGUCGUGCUUCGACGAUUCGCUUGACGAUAUCGCGCAAUCAAUGAACCAAAGUGGAGCGUAAUCGUCGCUCGGAACGGAGGCUGGAGCGGUUAGACGAAUAUAAAUGAAGCAAGGUUAGAUGCAAUUCGCUCGGGUCGUGUUCAUCGUAAAGAUGGAUACAGAAAAUGGAUGAGCAGACCGCGAAUGAAUCACGUUUGAGAAGUGAUACGAGGAUGGAAGAAGCGGCCACCUCCGUGGAGCAGUGACGAUCACGGUGACCCCGGAAAGGUCCUCCGCGUUGAUCGAUUGAUCCAUCCUCGCGCAAACGUCAGGGUGUUCGAUCCAGUCGAACCGGCCUCAACCGUGCACCA
Megachile rotundata (alfalfa leafcutting bee) is the source of this 1004-nucleotide messenger RNA. RefSeq names its product neurogenic protein mastermind (gene mam). Gene Ontology annotation, biological process: Notch signaling pathway; positive regulation of transcription of Notch receptor target. The record is from RefSeq and is a predicted model, not a curated record. NCBI's taxonomy places the organism in Eukaryota, Metazoa, Arthropoda, Insecta, Hymenoptera, Megachilidae. Gene Ontology annotation, molecular function: transcription coactivator activity. Gene Ontology annotation, cellular component: nuclear speck; nucleoplasm.